UUUUAUGCAAUAAACAUAACAAAAUUUAUAAACAACAGGUCCUUUAACUUAAAAACCAUAUAAGUAAUUACCUAAAGAUAAUGAAAAACUAACUCUACUUGAGAAAUAAAUGGGAGAUUUAGCAAAUGAUUUUGAAGAUAUGAAGAGAAAUAGAGAAGAAGCAAAAAAAUAACUGGAAGCUAAAUUUUUAGAUGUUCAUAGGUAAUUAUUAUUUAUAUUAAUUAGGAAAAUAUAAAAUACUAGAGAAUUUAUCACUUAAGAAGGUGAAAGAAUAAAUAAUACAUUAAUUGCAUAUGAUUCAAAAUUUACUUAAGUGUUAAAUUAAACGAAUUAGAAAUUGUAAACAUAACAUGAAACAUUUGCAAAUUAAACAGAUUAAAGAAUAGUUGAUGCUAAUUCUUAUCUUAGAGAUCUAACAUAAAAAUUAGAAGAAGAAAAAUAAGAAAGAAUGAGAUAAUCUGAUGAAAAUCUUAGAGAAAUUAGAAAAUAAUUAACUAGUAUUAUUCAUUACCAAUCUUAGCUUUAUUUGAGCAUUAUGAAACUGAAAAAAAUACAAGAGUUGAAAGAGAAAAAGAGAUAUUAAGAAAAUUAGAUGAUGAAGCAUAUUAACUUAAUGAAAAAUUAAGUAAUGAAAAAUCAGAUAGAAUUCUUUAAAGUAAAGAAUUAAGAGAUCACACUGAUUAAGAAAUAUAAAGACAAAGAAAAAAUAAUUAAGAUUUUCAUGUAAAAACAAUUGAUGAAUUUAAUCAUGUUGCUUAUAACUUGAAGGAAGAAAUGAAUCAAAGAUUUAAUUAAUAAGGAUAAAUUAUUGACAAUUUAAGCAGUGUUAUUAAAACUAUUUAAGACACAUUAAAAAUAAUUGGAAAAGGUGUUAAUGAUUGA
Molecule: messenger RNA, 882 nt
Organism: Paramecium sonneborni
Lineage: Eukaryota; Ciliophora; Oligohymenophorea; Peniculida; Parameciidae
Source: the annotation of a GenBank genome assembly